Molecule: messenger RNA, 5426 nt
Organism: Eriocheir sinensis (Chinese mitten crab)
Lineage: Eukaryota; Metazoa; Arthropoda; Malacostraca; Decapoda; Varunidae
Product: von Willebrand factor A domain-containing protein 7-like
Exons: 30
Coding region: 161-4693 (1510 amino acids)
Molecular function (GO): protein binding
Source: RefSeq, a predicted model, not a curated record
GUGCACAGACCUACCGUAUACCCCACGCGUCAGCCGUAGAACGAGGCAUUAGUAAGGGAGAGAUCCGCUGAGGAGGUUCGAUUGACUGGGCUAGUCUGGACGAGGGACACCUCAUCCGUUUGGCCUUUCUCUCUGUCCUCCGUGAUCUGAAGCUUUCGCUAUGAAGCUUCUCUCUCUCCCGGCGGCGUUAGGGUGCAUCGCCAUCCUCGCCACCCUCCCGCUCGCCUCCGCUUUCCUCCCCACAAGCCUCAACUACUCUGACCCCACUGUGGCCUCUCUCUUCUGCCCUAGCGAGAUGGAUGGGCCCACUUCCGAUCACAAGGCCAUCACUCGCGAGGCCCUGCGGCGGGAGGUUCGUCGGUUCCUGUUGGAGAUCGCACCCCCGAACUCGACCGUCACUAUCCCUGAAGACGCCUCGCUCUCUGAGAUCUUCCGCGCCUACUAUGGGCCCUCUGCCUCACCUGCCCGCUUCAUCAAGGCCGUGAACGAUAUCGCCUGGAGCAAUGCCCUGACCGAGGCGGGGAGCCAGACGAAGUUCCACGCCGCCCACCACAUGGAGGGUGAGCGCCUGGCGGAGGGACACUCGAUGCUGCAGGGCCGCUACCAACAGAUGAUUCGGACCAUCACGGUGGAUAAGGCCUAUGACUUCUCCAGGGAGCUUUUCGGCGCCUCCCUAAACGGCAUUCAGGACUUCUACUCCCAGACGACAUGGGUGGAGCUGGGACGAGACGGGGUGCUGGAGGGCCUGGGGCUGCCUGGGGCUGACCUGGGGGAGAUAGCAGGACCCGAUGACCUAGUCUGCACCAACUGUGACUCCACGACGGGUGCCUGCCACGAUAACGUCAUCCCCACGGGCAAGUUGAGCAGCGGUUAUUACGAGUACACUGCCGCGGGUUCCGAUGGCCUGGUCGUUCUGAAGCCGGAGGGGGCAGGUAAAUGCAGCCACGGUGGGUUGCUGGACGCCUCUGCCACGAAGGACGCCACCGGGGGAGUCAGCAAGGAGUCUUCAUCCCCGUGUUUCUCCCCGCAUCACUACCUUCAUCAGCAGGCCGUUGAUCUUGCCAUUACAGCGAGCGAGAAAUACAUCAAGACCGUGCGAGACGCCAUCGGGAAUGAGCACUUCGUCAACUUGCUCAACCUCUACCAAGGCUCCGCUCUCUCCAUUAUCAUCGACACAACGGGUUCUAUGACUGAUGAAAUUGCGACCGUGAAGGAGACGGCGAGACUCAUCGUGGAAAAAUCUCAUCCUCAACAAUACAUCUUUGUACCUUUUGCAGACCCAGGGUACGGUCCAGUCACCAAGACCUCGGAUGCUGAAGAGUUCCUGGAGGUGGUGGAUGCUGUCCAUGCAUCGGGUGGAUGUUGCUGUAUAGAGGAACUGUUCUGGCACGGUCUCCAGCUGGCCCUCAUCAACACCCCCGACUACUCCAGCAUUUUCUGUUUCACUGAUGCCGGAGCCCAUGAUGCCGAACUUAUGGAUGGAGUUUUGGCUCUCGUGGCGGCCAAGCACUGCCAGGUGAACAUAAUCUACAGCUACAACAACAGAAGGGAAGGAGAGGCUCGGGACUGUGCCAGUGAUAAUGGGUACGUAGUCUCGGGCACAGAAGAACUCGAGUACUUGGCUGCUGUCUCGGGCGGGUUGUUCCUCGAGUUGAAUUCCUUCGACAUCAACGACAUUGACGGCAUCAUGGAGGAGGCUGUGGGUGAGAGCAAGGUGAGCAUUGUGAAGAGAAGCGGAGUGAACCAUCACCAAGACUUCUCCUUCCCCAUCGACGGUUCCAUCUUUGACUUUGAUUUGGUCAUAUACGGCCCCAUCUCCAAGGCCAGCCUCACGGACUACCUGGGGACAUUUUACGAUAUAAUGGAUGAAGCUGCACUGUCUAGCACUGCGGGCGUGGAGGUGGUCUCGUACAUGCCCACCCUCAAAGUCAUCAGGUUCAACUCACCGAUCCUUGGGGAAUGGGCCUUCGAGGCUGACGGAGCGGAGGAGUACAGCAUAUCAGUUAGCGCGACCUCCACCCUUGGCCUGCUGACGGAGUUUGCCGAGCUUGACCUCACGCCGCCACGGCCAGGCUACGUCAUCGUCCGUGGGUCACCCCUGGCAGGGGAGCAAUACUACGUGGAAGUCACCAUGAUCGGCUACCUGGAGAGCCACGUGGACAGAGUGAAGGCCAUGAAGUUCUUGGACACGGCUGGCGAAGUGCUGUCCACUGUCCCAUAUGAAGACAUGGUGGAUGUCCACUUCUACAUCCUGUCCGAGGCUCUGCCAAGUGGUUCCUUCUACAUUGAGGUGAAUGGCUUCCUGGAGUCAGGUGAACCCUUCACCCGCCUCUACCCCACCAUGGCCCAGCCGGUGGAGUGCAUCAUUGACCUGCUGAAGGAGGAGUCGGUGCUGUCGGCCACACCAGGAGAGACCACUCAGGCCAUCUUUACGGUGUACAACUAUGGCCCAAAAGCUACAUUCCAGUACACAGCCAUUGAUGAGGAAGGAUUCAUAACAGACUGGACACCAACAACGUCAACAAUUGAUUCCAUGGGGACGUCUAAUGUGGCGGUGAACUUUAAAGUGCCGCUCACCGCUCUCCCAGGCACCACCAGCACCAUCACCUUCACGGCCUCCUCGCUCGCCUCCGAGAACAACGUCAACACUUACAUCACAUACUACAUAGUGCUUGAUAUGUUUGAGGAUUCUGUGCCGCCGACCUGUGUGAGCAGCGACACGCCAGACUGUUCCGGUUACGACUCCGAAGACACUUGCUCCGGGAACACCUGGUCUGUGGAGGCAACACUGCAAGACACAGACUCUGGCAUGCUGCAAGUCUACUCCCAGCCCAGUGAGGAGCUGAGUCUGGACGGCUUCGCCACGUCCACCAAGGAUCCCGUCACGGCCACCUUCACAGGCAGCUGUUGUCUCCGAGAUGCUACCAUUGUCGGGGUUGACGUGCGGGGCAACGUUGGUUACUGUAAUUGGGAUUUGGGUCCCCUGAAAGGCGUGGUGCUGGAGUUUGUGGCUGAGUCCGUUGGGGAGAGUUGGGUGUACCUGCGCUGGAGUGUCAGUGAAGUUCGGGACGACCUGGACAGGUACUCUGUCCUGAUUGAUGAAGACUACACAGACACUUCCAAGUGCCCAGAGCUUGUGUGCCACAUGAACGUGACCUACCUGGACCCCUGCUCCCUGCACACCUUCACCCUCACACCGCACUACAAGAGCACUGAGGGAGUAGUGACACAGGGCAUCCCGCUGGACACGGACGCCACAACGCUGGGCGCAGUCCCAGCGGCCCCGACCAACCCCUCCAUUGACUACGUUGACGAGACCACCACCAGCCUCUCCUGGACACCCCCGAGCAACCCUGACUGUCUUGACCACUUCCAGGUGUGCUUGACAAUGUUUGGGACAACAGAGGGUCAAUGUGAAACCACCAGCAACAACAGCAUCACCCUGGAGGGCCUGGAGGCAUGCACCUUGUAUCACGUCAACAUCACUUCUGUUUCCAUUGCUGGCCAGCUGAGUGAGGACAGCCUUGUCUUUGACACCAACACAAAUGAUGCAGCCCCUGGUGCGCCCCAGAACCUGCAGGUGAUCAACCAAACAGCAAACUGGGUUGAACUGUCCUGGGAUAACCCCCUUGAGAGGGCCAGCUGUAUAGACAAGUGGAUGAUCUCUGCGGAGGAGUACCUCAGGUUCCAAGAGGUGAAAACCGUGGCCGACAACUAUGCCACAGUGAACAACCUGCUUGCCUGUGUCAAGUACAUCUUCUAUGUGUCGGGAGUGUCUCCUGAAGGUGCCCGGGGCAGCACGGAGACCACCACCGCCACCAUGGAUGAGAUUGAGCCAACAGCCGUGGAGUCGGUGGCGGCCAGUGCGCUGGAUGCCAGCAGUGUGAAGGUCGUGUGGGUCCCUGCCACCCUGGAGGAGUGCGUCCACCACUACCUUGUCUGCAUCACUGACCUGACCUCCCUGGCACAGCAGUGCCACAACAACACCGACCUGCAGGACACAUUCACGGACUUGGAGGCAUGUAUGGACUACGAGGUGACAGUGACCUCAGUUGCCCCUUCCGGCAGGCUGGGCACCUUCAUGUAUGACAUCACCCGCACCAAGGACCUGCCCGCCGGCCCGCCAACCAGCCUUGAGGUGACGGACAUCACGCCCCACACUGCUCUGGUGUCCUUUAGGCCACCGCUGGAAAACCCUCUUUGUGUCGUGGAGUACGACAUUGAGAUAGAGGAGCUGGGAAGUGCAGCAACCACCAGGAGCGUUCCUGCCAGUGUGUUCCUGCAGCAGAUGGUGUCGGGCCUGGAUGCCUGCACCAGCUAUGAGGUGCGAGUCUCUGCUGUCACUGCUGACGGACUUGUAAGUGAGAAAGUGAACAGCAGCUUCACAACAGCGGAGGACACCCCUUCUGCUCCUCGAGCCCUCACACACAUCACAGCGGCUGCAGACCAAGUCCAGCUGCACUGGUUUGCACCCCUGACAAACCCCACAUGUGUUGUAACCUACAAACUAUCGUGGACCAAUGGCAGUGACAGCGGCAGCAUGGACUACUCUCCCUCGGGUCACCCACCAGAGGUCUCGGUGACAGUGAGUGGCCUGGAGAGCUGCUCACCCUACACCUUCACUGUCCUGGCUGCAACACCGCUCGGGGUGGAGGGACCAUCUGCAUCAUACACCACCUCCACCACUUGUUAGGAACCCUUGGGCUGCUAAAAGUGUGAGUCUGGUGUUUACAAGAUCUCGACUGAACUCACCCUAUCUCAAGUGAAGAGGUUUAGUCCUACAAAGCCUGGGAAGUAACAGAGUGGCAGCAACACCUCACACAAGACUCCUGUAGGUACUUGCUGCAUGAACCCUUGAUGGCAUGACUUAUUGGGGUGCUAGAAGUGUGAGUCUGGUGAAUACAAGAUCCUGACUGGACUCACCCUAUCUCAAGUGAAGAGGUUUAGUCCUACAGAGCCUGGGAAGUAACAGAGUGGCAGCAACACCUCACACAAGACUCCUGUAGGUACUUGCUGCAUGAACCCUUGAUAGCAUGACUUUCUUCCUUGUCCUUGUAAACUAGAAAGUUGUAGUUUAUGAUAUUUAUUGAUUGUAUCCUCUUCACAUUUCCUAAGAUGGAGAACCUUUCUGAAAUAGCCUCUUGUGUUACCUCGGGUUUUGUUGUGGUCAUUAUAUAUGAUGUUCUGUGGGAUGGUUACUAUUUCAAUUCAUUAUCUUUUUUUAUGGGCUUUUGUUCAGUUAUUCACUUAAAUGAUUUCUGUAUUGUUAAUAUAUCUUAGUCUGAUUGCUCUGUAUAUUCCUCUGGUGACAAGGUAGAGUUUCUUGGUAACAUUUACACUGUCCCAAAAAGAGUAAGAAUAUAUCGCAUAUUUAACACCGAUACAGCUUCCGUCACAACUCAAUAAGACAUUUUCUGCCGUUUGUC